Onychostruthus taczanowskii (white-rumped snowfinch) is the source of this 926-nucleotide messenger RNA. Its product is annotated as very-long-chain enoyl-CoA reductase-like. Gene Ontology annotation, molecular function: oxidoreductase activity, acting on the CH-CH group of donors. The transcript is spliced from 12 exons. Gene Ontology annotation, biological process: very long-chain fatty acid biosynthetic process. The record is from RefSeq and is a predicted model, not a curated record. NCBI's taxonomy places the organism in Eukaryota, Metazoa, Chordata, Aves, Passeriformes, Passeridae. The annotation marks the transcript as partial.
GUGCAGGUGUUCCUGACGGAGUACGCGGGCCCCCUCCUCAUUUACCUGCUGUUCUAUUUCCGGGUGCCGUUCCUGUACGGGCCCCGCUACGACUUCACCGCCAGCCGGCACCGCGUGCGCUUCUCACACGGCACCAUGGCCCUGCGCAACAUCUUCAAGCGCUUCUCACACGGCACCAUGGCCCUGCGCAACAUCUUCAAGCGCUUCUCACACGGCACCAUGGCCCUGCGCAACAUCUUCAAGCGCUUCUCACACGGCACCAUGGCCCUGCGCAACAUCUUCAAGCGCUUCUCACACGGCACCAUGGCCCUGCGCAACAUCUUCAAGCGCUUCUCACACGGCACCAUGGCCCUGCGCAACAUCUUCAAGCACUGCCCCGGCACCUGUGUCACUGCCCUGUCCCCUCCCUGUCCCCAGCGCUUCUCACACGGCACCAUGGCCCUGCGCAACAUCUUCAAGAACUGCACCUACUACUGGGGCUUCGCGGCCUGGAUGGCGUAUUACAUCAACCACCCGCUGUACACCCCGCCAGGCUCCAAGACGCGGAAGAUCCCGUACCCCACCCGCAACCCCUUCACGUGGCUCUUCCUGCUCGUGUCCUGCCCCAACUACACCUACGAGGUCGGCUCCUGGAUCGGUUUCACCAUCAUGACCCAGUGCCUGCCCGUGGCGCUGUUCUCGCUGGUGGGUUUCGUGCAGAUGGCGAUCUGGGCUCAGGGCAAGCACCGCAGUUACCUGCGCGAGUUCCGCGACUACCCGCCGCUGCGCUCGCCCAUCGUGCCCUUCCUGCUGUGACACCGCCCUGGGGACAGCCCGGGGACAUCCUCCAGUGUCCCCUCCCUGCUGUGACACCGCCCUGGGGACACCGCGGGGACAGCCCCCAGUGUCCCCUCCCUGCUGUGACACCGCCCUGGGGACAGCCCCCA